Messenger RNA from Eutrema salsugineum, 1008 nucleotides. RefSeq lists its product as uncharacterized. The transcript has a single exon. The coding region runs from base 1 to 1008 and encodes 335 amino acids. NCBI's taxonomy places the organism in Eukaryota, Viridiplantae, Streptophyta, Magnoliopsida, Brassicales, Brassicaceae. Gene Ontology annotation, molecular function: zinc ion binding; nucleic acid binding. The record is from RefSeq and is a predicted model, not a curated record.
AUGGGGGAUAUCGUUCCUAGUACUCGUACAAAAGCACUGAAUACUUCCUCAAUCCAUUGCCCUAUGUUAAACUCAACCAACUAUACCGUAUGGGCCAUGCGGAUGAGGGUUUUGCUCAGAGUACACAAGGUCUGGGAGACUGUUGAAACAGAGGCGGCCGAUGGUGAGAAGAACGAUGUUGCUAUGGCCCUGAUCUUUCAAUCAGUACCCGAGACGCUCAUUCUACAGGUAGGAAAGUUAGACACGGCGAAAAGGGUAUGGGAUGCAAUCAAAUCAAGACAUGUAGGAGCAGAAAGGGUGCGAGAGGCAAGGUUGCAGACUCUUAUGGCCGAGUUUGACAAACUCAAGAUGAAGGACACAGAGACGAUAGAUGAUUUUAGUGGAAAAUUGUCUGAAAUCUGCUCAAGGUCGGCUGCUUUAGGAACGACUAUUGAGGAACCGAAGAUUGUCAAGAAGUUUCUCAAAAGUCUUCCGAGAAAGAAAUAUAUACACAUGGUAGCUUCACUUGAGCAGGUGUUAAACUUGAACACCACAAGCUUCGAAGACAUAGUCGGAAGACUAAAAGCCUACGAAGAACGUAUUCGAGAAGAAGAAGAAGAAGAAACGCAAGAUGAUCAAAGCAAGCUCAUGUACGUAAACAUGGAACCUCAGGAAAAUCGUGACUACAGUGGAGAGAAUAGAGGCAGAGGUCGAGGAGGACGCUUCUAUAGCAGAGGACGAGGUCGUGGACGAUUCAAUGGAGCCAGAGAUCUGUCAGAGAUAACAUGUUAUCGAUGCGACAAAACAGGGCAUUACGCUUCUAAUUGUCCUGACAGACUUCUCAAACUUCAAGAGACUCAGGAAGACGACGACGUUGAUGACACACAUGAAGCUGAACGACUCAUGAUGCACGAGGUGGUGUAUCUGAAUGAAAAAAGGGUGAAGCCAAACGACUUUGAAAAAAGCUGUGAAGGAGACCAUGUUUGGUAUUUGGAAAGUUUCCUAAUCCUAAUCAAAGUGUGUUUCUAG